GCACUGGGAUGCUGCAGCAGCAUAGAUGACAAGUAGAGCCCUUAGCCUGAGAGUAAGGUGGAGAAAAAACUGCCUGAGCUCAUUCCUUCUUUGUUAGAGCAAAUAAAAGUGUGGGGUGCCCAGUGGAGCAGGGAGCGCUUUGGAAGUCCCCACGGGACAGGACUGAGCUGGGGCUGCUGUUGCUGACUGGCUUGUGGUGUCGGGGCCAGAUGGCAGAGGUCAGCUGUCAGCAGCCUGUCCCGGAUCAUCCUCUUAGCUUGAGCUGCUGAGCUGAGCCUGGCUGUCCUGCUCCGCUGGGCAGAGCCGCUUGCUCUGCAGUCGGCAGCGAGGCUGGAGCGUGAGCUUGGGAGGGGCAGCUCCUUCCCACUGCAGGCUUUGCUUACCGACCCCUGAGCGUUCCAGGCUUGAAAGCAAGCCCAUGUUUAUGGGUCUCAGACAAAAACUUGGAGUGCAUCCGUGACAGCGGUUUCCCUUCCUCUGUUCCGUGCCAGAUCCCUGGGCUCAGUGGCUUCAAGUGUUGUGGAGCCGGAGCCUCAUGGCAGCUUUGUGCUCCACUGCGUUUCGCACCGCGGGGUUCUGAGGGAUGAGCUGGGAGAUAUCCAAGUUCCCUGGGUGAUGGCAGCGAUGGGACAGGAGCAGCUGCAUUAGUGCUCAUGCUUAACAAACAACUGGGGCCGAGAGCUGCAUCUGCUGUGUGCGUACAAAGCUGGUACCAACCUUGUGCUCUCCCUCCAACACCCUGGGUGUCCUGCUGGGAGACGGUGUAACGUGCACCAAGCACGAACAACUAAUAAAAACAGAAUAAAGGAAAAGCGCAGCGCUGGAAUUAGUUCCUUAUAUAAAGGGUCAGUGCUUCAAUCUCAUUAGCAUCUUAAGGAGCGGACACUUAGCUGCUUCCAGCUCCCACGGUGCAAUCUGCUCAGCAAUCGGCUUUGGGAGCCCGGCAGGUGCCAUCACAUGCUCAGUGCCCGUGGGCAGCAGCUCGGGGCACCCAUCCCAGCGGCCGCUGUCUGGGGCAGCGCGCCCAUGAGGACACAGCUGCCGCCCCACGGCCCAUAGCCAGAGCGCAAUGGGGCAGCUGGGGAGGAGGCGCGCGAGUCUCUCGGCCAGCCUGAAGACUGGGGCACGGCGGGGCUGCCGCCGCACGCCCGAGGAGGAGGAGGUGCACAUCCCGUUCGCACAGGACAGCCUGGUGAAGCAGUGGAGCUCCAUGCAGAACGUGGCAGACAGGAGCCAGGAGGAAAGCAAGGUUCCCGUUCGGAGGAACAAGUACUUCCUGAACAUUAAUGUGGGUGGCAAGUUGUUCCACAUCGCCUGCAGAGUGGUGGCCCGGUAUCCCGUCACCAGGCUGGGGAAGCUGGCCACCUACACGGACACUACAAAGAAGCUGCAGCUCUGCGACGACUACUCCGUGCAGAAGAACGAGUACUUCUUUGACAGAGACCCUUCCAUCUUCCACUACAUCUUCCACUUCUACUGCAGCGGGGUGCUGUGGAUCAUGGACGAGAUGUGCCCCAGUAACUUCGUGGAGGAAAUCGAGUACUGGGGGAUCCACCUGAAGUACUCCCAGCGCUGCUGCCGGAUCCUGUUCGAGGAGAAGCAGGACGAGCUCAGCGAGUACCUGAAAAUCCAGAAGGAGCUGGAGGCAGAGCUGGAGCCCAUGGACUCAGCAGAGCAGUUUGAGGGCAAAUGUUUGGGGAAGUUCCGCAAGGCGAUCUGGAACCUCAUUGAGAACCCCUACUCUUCCGUCCCGGCCAAGAUCAUCGCUGUCAUGUCGAGCUUCUUCGUGCUCAUCUCCAUCGUGGGCAUGACGCUGAGCACGGUGGAGGAGAUGAAGCACAAGACAGGGAAGAAGUGGAUGGAGCAGAUGGAGAUGAUCUGCGCCAUCUUCUUCACCUCCGAGUACCUCAUGCGGCUCAUCUCCUCCUCCAGCUUCAAGAACUUCCUGCGGGCAGCGCUCAAUGCCAUCGACCUGGUGGCCAUCCUGCCCUUCUACAUCCAGAUCCUCUUUGAAAACCUGGACGAGGGAGAGACGCUGUACCACGAGGAGCUGCACAAGGUGGAGAACGUGAGCAAGCUGGGCAAAGUGCUCAAGCUCAUCAAGCUCAUGCGGAUCUUCCGCAUCCUCAAGCUGGCACGGCACUCCACCGGGCUCCGCGCCUUCGGCUUCACCAUGCGGCAGUGCUACCAGCAGGUGUGCUGCCUCUUCCUCUUCAUCGCCAUGGGGGUCUUCACCUUCUCCGCUCUCAUGCACUCGGUGGAGCACGACGUGCCGGGCACCAACUUCACCAGCAUCCCCUACGCGUGGUGGUGGGCAGCGGUCAGCCUCUCCACCGUGGGCUAUGGGGACACGGUGCCCGACACGGUGCUGGGCCGGAUAGUGGCGUUCGGCUGCAUCUCCUUUGGCAUCAUCCUCAACGGCAUGCCCAUCUCCAUCCUCUACAACAAGUUUUCGGACUACUACGCCAAGCUGAAGGCGCACGAGAACGAGAGCAGCCUCUCGCUGAAGCUCUCCAGGCGGCUCCGCCUGAAGGAGCGCGUCCUGCGGAAGCUGUCAGAGUGCUGCCGAGCCGAGCCCCACUGCCACCACUGAGCGCUGGCGCCGGGCACGUGGGGGGCUGAGCUGGGGAGCAGCCCCGGGAGCAGGAUUUAAUAAACCAG
Numida meleagris (helmeted guineafowl) is the source of this 2661-nucleotide messenger RNA. Its product is annotated as potassium voltage-gated channel subfamily V member 2-like. Gene Ontology annotation, molecular function: delayed rectifier potassium channel activity. Lineage: Eukaryota; Metazoa; Chordata; Aves; Galliformes; Numididae. The transcript has 2 exons. Gene Ontology annotation, biological process: potassium ion transmembrane transport; protein homooligomerization. The record is from RefSeq and is a predicted model, not a curated record. Gene Ontology annotation, cellular component: membrane; voltage-gated potassium channel complex. The coding region runs from base 1070 to 2593 and encodes 507 amino acids.